AUGGCCUUCCUCUGGCUUCUCUCCUGCUUCGCCCUGCUGGGAACCACUUUUGGCUGUGGUGUCUCUUCUGUUCGCCCUGAAGGGGUCGGCAUAAGCAGGAUCAUCAAUGGGAAGGACGCUCUCCCUGGUGCCUGGCCUUGGCAGGUGUCCCUACAGGAUCCCGCUGGCUGGCAUUUAUGUGGGGGCUCCCUGAUUAGUGAGAACUGGGUGCUCACUGCUGCCCACUGCCAGAUCAGCCCCACCUCCCUGGUUGUGGCUGGGAUCACUGACCUGAGCUCAGAUAAGAAGAAUGCCCAGGUCCUGAAGGUUGCCCAGGUGUUCAGGAAACCUGCAGAUCACUCAAAAUUCAAUGACAUUGCCCUGGUGAAGCUGGCCACGCCCGCCAACUUCACUGGCAUGGUGUCUCCCGUGUGCCUGCCCAAAGCCGCGGGUGAAUUCCCAGCGGGGACCAUGUGCUGCACCACAGGCUGGGGCCGUUCCAACAGAAAGACCUCGAAGCUGCAGCAGGCCUACAUGCCGCUCCUGUCCCACGAGCAGUGUCUCAAGUACUGGGGAAAUAUCAGUAAAAAGAUUAUCUGUGCCGGGGCCAACGGCGUCUCCGUCUGCAGUGGCGACUCUGGCGGCCCCCUGGUCUGCCAGAAGAAUGGAAUCUGGACCCUGGUGGGUGUCACCAGUAUGGCAGCUAGUGGCUGCAAAACCAACUUGCCUAACAUGUUUGCCUAUGUCAAUGAAUUCAUGCCCUGGAUUCAAGAGACCAUGGAAAAAAACUGA
This is a messenger RNA of Condylura cristata (star-nosed mole), 771 nucleotides long. Its product is annotated as chymotrypsinogen B-like. Lineage: Eukaryota; Metazoa; Chordata; Mammalia; Eulipotyphla; Talpidae. Gene Ontology annotation, molecular function: serine-type endopeptidase activity. The record is from RefSeq and is a predicted model, not a curated record. Gene Ontology annotation, biological process: proteolysis. The transcript has 7 exons. Bases 1 to 771 code for a protein of 256 amino acids.